Messenger RNA from Setaria italica (foxtail millet), 1163 nucleotides. RefSeq names its product zinc finger CCCH domain-containing protein 18. Lineage: Eukaryota; Viridiplantae; Streptophyta; Magnoliopsida; Poales; Poaceae. The record is from RefSeq and is a predicted model, not a curated record. Bases 43 to 1074 code for a protein of 343 amino acids. The transcript has a single exon.
CUUCUGUCUCGCUCUCUUGCUCUUCCCAAACAAGAAGCCGAAAUGCAGAAGCAAAACCAACCCAUCUCUUGCUCUCUUCCCCCGCCAAACCAAAACAGCAAGAAACCAUCCAUGGCGAGCCAGAAAGGAGCCGCGCCGACAGGCCGAUCGGGCGGUGCCGACGGCAUCCGCUCGCACACGGACGCCGAAAACGAUCCAUCAUCAUCGGCGCCCGAGGACUUCGAGUUCUGCAUACUCUCGUCAGGUGGGCUCGCGCUGGCCGGAGAGGACGCGGCCGACAUGUGCGCCGCCGACGAGGUCUUCUCCGGCGGGAAGCUCCUCCCUUUCCGCCUCUCCUCGGUGGCCUCGGCCGACGCGUCUUCCGCGCUCAUGCUGCUCCGCUCGGACUCGCUGGACGGCGCCGCGAUGGCGGCGUCCACCAGCGGUUUCAGCUCGCGCUCCGUCAGCCGCAGCGCGAGCUCCAGCAGCAGCAGCAGCUGCGUCAGCCGGAGCACGUCGUCCAAGAGCGCGUCCUCGGACCCCGCCAGCGUCGCGAGCUGCCCUCCUCCUCCCAGCAAGGGCGCCACGGCCGACGCCGCCGUUCCGCCGCGGCGGUCGCUGUCGAGCAGCGUGUUCUACGCGCACCCGAGCCCGUCGCCGCGCCCGCCGCGCCGGAGCGCACGCCCCGCGGCCGCGCCCGCGGCUCGCCGCAGCACCGGGUCGGCGCCGCCGGCGUCGUGGGGCGUCAUACGCCUAGGCGUCGUCGGCGCCCCCGAGAUGUACGCGCCGCGGCCGGCCGGAGCGAGGGGCGGGAGCCGGAGCGCGAGGUUUGAUCAGCCAAGGACCGCCGCCAAGGAGGACAAGAAGCUCGCGCUGGGGCUGCUGGGGGCCGGCCUUGUGUGCUCGUGCUCGCCUGACGCCGUCGCGCCCGUGGGCUCGGCGGAGGUGGCCGCGGCGGAGGCGAGGCGGAGGAGGAAGAAGGCGGAGGAGAAGAAGAGAGCGGCGAAGCAGAGCGGGCAGAGCACUUCUCGGAGGAGCAGGAUCCUCGAGUGGCUGGAGGAGCUCUCCAUUUCCAAGGAGAAGAGCGUCGUGUAGAUACAGAUCGUCUCCUGACUGAAAUUGUUUUCAACAUUUCUUCGUUCUUUGAUGGAUCGAGUCACUCUGGGAAAUAUUUGUCACUUCAA